CUACUCCGAUCAUUCAGUUGUUAGUUGAUCUUGUGCUAGACUGGUUGAAUUUCGAGUCAGUGAGGUUUUUUGUUUUUGCCUGCUCCGAUGUUUUCUGGAUUUUUAUCAACGGUUUCAAUCUCGGCGGUGGUGACACUGUGGUUUUUGCUGGAACUUUCCUUCGCCCGUGGACAAGCCCAGUAUCGAUUGAAACAACUUCGACCGGGUCGACCGUUGAAGCAAUUGUUGCUAAAGGCUGGCCCCGAGUGUCCCUUCCCGUACUUUCCGAAUGGUGUGGCCAAACCUAGACAGCGGAACAAGAUGGUUCGGUUUACAUGCGCCAGUGGGUUCACCUUGGUUGGAAAUAUGUACUCGAUGUGUGAGAAAGGCCGCUGGGACACACCGAUUCCGAUAUGCAUAAGAGCUGGAUGUCCGGAAGUGGCGACGGUGGAGAACGGUCAGAUCUCGUACGAACACGGACAAGCCGCUGGGAUGCUGUUCUGUGCUAGCGGUUAUCAAGUAGCUGGAUCGGCAAAAACAUACUGCAACGGUACACACUGGGAUCGUCCGCUGGGAAGCUGCCGACAGACGGGAAUAGCCGUUCAGACCACCUGUGAUUUCGAAGUCGGCGAUUACUGCGGAUGGGUGAACGAGGCAACUCAUGAUUUUGACUGGAAGAGAAGCGAAGGCGUCGUGUCGCAGAAGGCUCUGAAAACUGGUCCAAAAUACGAUCACACCACCAUGACUCCGUUGGCUGGUCAUUUCAUGAUGGUAGAUUCCGCAGAACAGUUCACGAACGAAACUGCUCGCAUGCUCUCUCCAAUAUACGCUGCGAACUACAGUGUCAAUGCCUGCUUCCUCUUUUACUAUCACAUGUUUGGUGACGCGGUAGGAACUUUGUCGGUGUAUGUGAAGCCGAUAUCGCAGCAGCUGGACAGUUUAGUUCCCGACGAUGCUUUCUUUAGUAUAAAUGGGAAUCAGCGAAAUAUUUGGAACGAGGGUUACUUUGAUCUUCGCCAACAAUCGGAAAGUUUUCAAAUAAUAAUCGAAGCAUCUCUGGGGAUGAAGUACAAAAGCGAUAUCGCUAUCGAUGAUGUUAGUUUGUUGAACGGUGAAGACUGUCGUCCAACUAAGGUAGAAGGUGAUGAUGUUGAGCUGGAACCUACUCCACUUCCAGAUGACGUACCGCCAGAGGUUGUUACUGAAGAUAAAGACAUUUUCGAAAUCGAAUCCUGCGAAAACCGUUGCGGGAAGAAUAUCUCUAGCGUAAUGAAAACCCGCAAUCAAAACGCCGUGAGUUGUGAUUGCUACGAAGAAUGUGUAGAUCUGAGAACUUGCUGUCCUGACUAUGCAGAGCGUUGCGUGUUCAACGAUACCCUUGUUCUGAAUCCCAUUCCGCAAAGCACAGUUCCCACCACUACGCAAACAACUAGCUCUUCAACUUCGUCAACAACGUCGACAACGUCGACAACUUCAAAACCAACAACUCGUUCAACAUCAACUACACCUACUUCAACUGCGUCCACUUCAACCACCCCUACCUCAACCCCAGCUACUUCCACAACAACCACGGCUAGAACAACUAGAAAGUCUACGAGUAAAGCUACGACCACUUCAGUAACAUCACCACCAAAAACUUCCAGCACUACGAAAACCUACAAUCUCAGGCCACGUAACGGAACCACAAAGCCAGUCUUCGUACCGAUGGUUCGAACGCGGAAACCGACGACGCCUACUACAACCACCGAGUCUACUACGACCGCACAGACGACAGAAACCGUAAUGCUGAAGUUGGUCGCCCGCUCCAGGGAAUCCGCCGAGGACGCUUCGCCCCGAUCGGUGGUGGAAUGGGAUGAUACGAAACCGAAUUUGGCUCGAGUGUUCCUGUUCGCGGGAAUAGGUGUUAUUGCCUUUGGCAGUGUGGUACUACUGAUAACGAUGCACGUACGGCGUAAUUCCGGUGCAAGUGUGCUUAACCGGUUGAAGCAGAAGUCGAUGAAGAAGAAUUUGGGCAGUGCUGAAGGAUUCGAGGAUGUGCGAUUUUUAGCAGCGGACGAGCAUCUGGAUUUCAGUAUUCCGGACGACGCGGAGGAGGCAGCUGAAAGCAGCGAGAGCGAAGGGGAGAACAAGCCGUCAGUGAAGACAUGUGCAAUGAAAACAAACAGAAAGGGAAAGCAGUAGUUAUCGCGGUUUUUAAGCUGUAAUGUUAGUGGUUGUAGUAUAAGUUCAAUAAAAGAUGAAAACGAGAGCGCUUGAUGUGUUCAUUUGAGAUGGAAAAUAUAAAGUUGAG
This is a messenger RNA of Wyeomyia smithii (pitcher-plant mosquito), 2269 nucleotides long. RefSeq lists its product as uncharacterized. The transcript is spliced from 4 exons. The record is from RefSeq and is a predicted model, not a curated record. Bases 88 to 2160 code for a protein of 690 amino acids. Lineage: Eukaryota; Metazoa; Arthropoda; Insecta; Diptera; Culicidae. Gene Ontology annotation, cellular component: membrane.